This is a messenger RNA of Emys orbicularis (European pond turtle), 1761 nucleotides long. RefSeq names its product neuroepithelial cell transforming 1 (gene NET1). Gene Ontology annotation, molecular function: guanyl-nucleotide exchange factor activity. Bases 1 to 1623 code for a protein of 540 amino acids. NCBI's taxonomy places the organism in Eukaryota, Metazoa, Chordata, Testudines, Emydidae. The transcript has 10 exons. Gene Ontology annotation, biological process: positive regulation of Rho protein signal transduction; intracellular signal transduction. The record is from RefSeq and is a predicted model, not a curated record.
AUGGUGGCUCAUGAUGAAGUUGGAGGUCUCCUUCCUAUUAAAAGGACGAUUCGAGUCUUAGAUGCUCAGAAUCAAUCUUUCAGAGAACAAGAGGAGCCGAGUAAUAAGCGGAUUCGGCCUCUAGCUCGGGUCACAUCCUUGGCGAACUUGAUCUCCCCUGUAAGAAAUGGUGCAGUCCGGCGUUUUGGUCAGACAAUACAGUCAUUUUCCCUCCGUGGUGACAGCAAAUCCCCCAGCUGUUCCCAGAAGUCAUGUAGCAGAUCUGCUGCUCCAACACCUCCUAAAAGAAGAAACAGUGUCCUUUGGUCAGAGAUGUUAGAUGUCAACAUGAAAGGGACUCUGAGCACCAAAGAAAUUAAACGCCAGGAGGCAAUAUAUGAACUGUCCAGAGGAGAACAGGAUUUAAUUGAGGAUCUUAAGCUUGCCAGAAAGGCUUAUCAUGACCCCAUGUUGAAACUGUCCAUCAUGGCGGAGGAGGAACUUACACACAUAUUUGGGGACUUGGAUUCUUAUAUCCCUCUGCAUGAAGACUUCUUGGCAAGGCUAAGAGAAGCAACAAGACCUGAUGGAACAGUGGAACAGAUUGGGCCCAUACUUGUGAAAUGGUUACCAGGACUUAAUGCCUACAAACGUUACUGCAGUAACCAAUUGGCAGCCAAAGCUCUUCUGGAUCAGAAGAAGCAAGACCGUAGAGUCCAGGACUUCCUUCAGCGCUGUCUUGAAUCCCCUUUCAGUCGCAAGCUAGACCUCUGGAGCUUCCUAGAUAUUCCUCGAAGUCGGCUGGUAAAAUAUCCACUGCUCUUAAAAGAAAUUCUUAAACAUACUCCUAAAGAUCAUGCUGAUGUCAAGAUUUUGGAAGAAGCAAUCUCUAUAAUCCAAGGAGUCCUCUCUGACAUCAACUUGAAGAAGGGAGAAUCAGAAUGUCAGUAUUACAUCGACAAGCUGGAAUAUCUGGACGAGAAGCAAAAGGACCCUAGAAUCGAAGCCAGUAAAGUGUUACUGUGCCAUGGGGAGCUGAAGAAUAAGAAUGGGCAUAAGCUGCACGUUUUCCUCUUCCAAGACAUCCUGCUUUUAACUCGGCCAGUCACUCGUAAUGAGCGUCACUCUUACCAGGUGUACAGACAACCGAUCCCAGUUCAGGAGCUGGUGCUGGAGGACCUGCAGGAUGGCGAUGUGAAAAUGGGAGGGUCCUUCAGAGGGGCUUUUGGCAAUUCAGAUAAAGCUAAAAAUAUCUUCAGGGUUCGAUUCCAAGACCCCUCCUCCGGCCAAUCCCACACACUGCAGGCCAAUGAUAUCUUCCACAAGCAGCAGUGGUUUAACUGUAUCAGAACGGCCAUCGCACCCUUCCAGCGGACUGCUGCUCCAGCAGACCUGACCGAAUUGCCCGAGCUCAGUGAAGAGUCUGAAGAGAACAACCCAUCUGCCUCCAACGUCAAAGUCCAGAGGAGGCAGUCCAAUAUGUCUGGUAUAGUUCAGAUGGAACUAGACGAAAACACAUCAGAGUGUGGAUCCAUUAUGGACACGGAGGAAACCAAGAGCGUGAAAACGCACAGAACACAAUCUGGGCACAAAAGAACAAGAGAGAAGCCGUUAAGCAGCAAACGGAAAGAAACAUUGGUGUAAAAGGAGCCCAGGGAUUUCCUAGCAGAAGGACUGUUUAUUUAUAAAUAAUGUGUACAUUUUUCUUCUUGUAACGUGAGCAUAAUGGGAUUAAUCUGCUGAAAUAAGUGUAUUUUGUUUAAUGGCAGCUACUGGUCCGCA